CUCCCGGGCCCCCGAGCCCCGUGCUGAGCUCCCGUCCGUCCGUCCGUCCCGCCCCGUCCUGUCCGGUCGGGUCCGGUGGGUGGGCGGCGCGGUGUCUCCCAUGGUGUCCCUGCAGGGGGGUCCGGCCCGAGGCCGCGGCGGGCUGAGCCUCAAGGAGGAGCCGCUGGCCGCGGGGCUCCGGCCCGCCCGCUCCUGGACGCUGCCCGCCGGCAUCCUGGACCCCACCGUGGCGGCACAGAGCGGCGCAGGCCUAGCCCGGGCUCACUUCGAGAAGCAGCCGCCCGCCAACCUGCGCAAGUCCAACUUCUUCCACUUCGUGCUCGCCAUGUAUGACCGGCACGGGCAGCCCGUGGAAGUGGAGCGCUCCGCCUUCGUCGGCUUCGUGGAGAAGGGAAGGGAGCACGGAGGGGAGAAAACCAACAACGGCAUACACUACCGGUUACAGCUUCUCUACAGCAACGGCAUCCGAACGGAACAAGACUUAUACGUGCGCCUCAUCGACUCAGUGUCCAAGCAGGCCAUCAUCUACGAGGGGCAGGACAAGAACCCCGAGAUGUGCCGCGUGCUCCUCACACAUGAGAUCAUGUGCAGCCGCUGCUGCGAUAAGAAGAGCUGUGGUAACCGCAACGAGACGCCCUCUGACCCCGUCAUCAUAGACAGGUUUUUCCUCAAGUUUUUCCUGAAGUGUAACCAGAAUUGCCUGAAGAACGCGGGUAACCCUCGCGACAUGCGCCGCUUCCAGGUGGUGGUGGCCACCACGGUCAGCGUGGACGGGCACGUGUUGGCCGUGUCCGACAACAUGUUCGUCCACAACAACUCCAAGCACGGCCGCCGGGCCCGCCGCCUCGACCCCUCGGAAGCCGCCCCCUGCAUCAAGGCCAUCAGCCCCAGCGAGGGCUGGACGACGGGCGGGGCCACCGUCAUUGUCAUCGGGGACAACUUCUUCGACGGGCUGCAGGUGCUCUUCGGCACCGUCCUGGUGUGGAGCGAGCUGAUCACUCCCCACGCCAUCCGAGUGCAGACGCCCCCUCGACACAUCCCCGGGGUGGUGGAAGUGACGCUGUCCUACAAGUCCAAGCAGUUCUGCAAGGGGGCUCCGGGCCGCUUCGUCUACACCGCUCUGAACGAACCCACCAUCGACUACGGCUUCCAGCGGCUGCAGAAGGUGAUUCCCCGGCACCCAGGCGACCCGGAGCGUCUGCCCAAGGAGCUGCUACUGAAGAGGGCGGCUGACCUCGUGGAGGCCCUGUACGGAAUGCCGCACAAUAACCAGGACCUGAUCUUGAAGCGGGCAGCGGGCAUCGCGGAGGCCCUGUACAGCUUGCCCCGCCCCCCGAGCCAGCUGGGGGCCCUCGCCAGCGGCCACCCCCACGCGGCCAUGGCCGGCGUCGCUGGCAGCAUCGGAGACGCCGCCCAAGGCAUCGAGCAAGGAGGAAGAGAAGGAGGAGGAGGGUCCCCUCUCCCCCACGCUUACGUGCCCAGCUCCACCCCUCAGCAGAGUGGCUACAGCUCCGUCACGCCGAGCAUCGGUGGCUACGGGGCCGCGGGCAUGGCCGGUCUAGGUGUCCCGGCCUCCCCCGGCUUCCUCAACGGCUCUACCGCCGGCUCGCCCUACGCCACCGCUGCCUCCACCACCACCAGCGUCUUCUCCUUCUCGCCGGUCAACAUGAUCUCUGCUGCCGUUAAGCAGAAGAGCGCCUUCGCCCCCGUGCUGCGCCCGACCGUCUCGCCGCCCCCGGCCUGCAGCGGCACCAGCGGCGGCGGCGGCCUGCCAGACCAGGAGUUCGAGGACUCGGACAAGUUUCCCCCCGCCUCUCGGGCCCUGCAGGGAGUGGCCUACUCCUGAACCCCCCUCGUCCGGCCCGGGGGCCUAGGAGAGCCGACCCCGAAGGAGCCACCUGUGCCCUUGGGCCCGGCCCCGGACCUCCAGGACGCACGGACGCAGAGGAGACCGGUUCCAGCGUGGCCAAGCGUGAGGCUCGGAAAGGACCCCCGGUCCCACCGCCCACCGGGGCUUGAGAGGGCAGAGAAAGCCCGAUCCAGCCGUGCCCCCCUCCCCACCCGGGAAGAGGAAAAGUUGGGGCUUGGGGUAGAGGUCAGGGGUUAAAUGUCAGUGUGGAGGGAGGGAGGGUCAUCCGGGGAUGGGUUGGAGGUUGGAGCCAGGGAAGCUCUGCCUCCACCUCUGUCUCUGCCCCUGCCCCCCGGUCUCCGGCCCCGCCCUGCUCCCCACUGCCACUGGCUACCCAGCCUCCUCCUGCCGGGGCCCACUGGCCUGCCAGGGUCUGGCUGAGGUCCGGAGAGACAGACGUGGAGACAGUCCUUGGGAGAGACGGCGGCGGGGCGAGGAGGAGCGCCGCUUCUCCACGGGCCCGGACCGGCUAGUCCCCUUCCCCUGAGCCGUCCCGCGCGCCCCGCC
Ornithorhynchus anatinus (platypus) is the source of this 2416-nucleotide messenger RNA. RefSeq names its product EBF family member 4 (gene EBF4). NCBI's taxonomy places the organism in Eukaryota, Metazoa, Chordata, Mammalia, Monotremata, Ornithorhynchidae. The transcript has 17 exons. Gene Ontology annotation, biological process: regulation of transcription by RNA polymerase II. The record is from RefSeq and is a predicted model, not a curated record. The coding region runs from base 101 to 1846 and encodes 581 amino acids. Gene Ontology annotation, molecular function: DNA-binding transcription factor activity, RNA polymerase II-specific; RNA polymerase II cis-regulatory region sequence-specific DNA binding.